This is a messenger RNA of Glarea lozoyensis ATCC 20868, 903 nucleotides long. RefSeq names its product Mitochondrial carrier. The record is from RefSeq and is a predicted model, not a curated record. NCBI's taxonomy places the organism in Eukaryota, Fungi, Ascomycota, Leotiomycetes, Helotiales, Helotiaceae. Bases 1 to 903 code for a protein of 300 amino acids. The transcript has 6 exons. Gene Ontology annotation, biological process: transmembrane transport.
AUGUCUUCCGACAAGCCUCUCCCAUUCAUUUACCAGUUCGCAGCAGGUGCUGUUGCUGGUGUGUCUGAGAUUUUGGUUAUGUACCCAUUGGAUGUGGUCAAAACCAGAGUACAACUACAAACGGGAAAGGGUACAGGGGCAGACUCCUAUAAUGGCAUGGUGGAUUGCUUUCGAAAGAUCAUCAAGCAUGAAGGUUUCGGACGUCUAUACCGUGGUAUUGAAGCCCCAAUCAUGAUGGAAGCCCCAAAAAGAGCGACAAAGUUUGCUGCCAAUGAUGCUUGGGGAAAAGUGUACCGAGAUCUGUUUGCUAUGCAAAAGAUGAAUCAAUCACUCUCCAUUCUUACAGGAGCUACAGCUGGUGCAACUGAGGCUUUUGUGGUGGUUCCGUUUGAGCUGGUCAAGAUCCGUUUACAAGACAAGGCCUCUGCUGGAAAAUACACUUCUACAUUGGACGCAGUCACCAAAAUCGUCAAAGCGGAAGGACCUAUGGCGCUAUAUAACGGGCUCGAAAGCACAAUGUGGAGACACAUCCUAUGGAAUGCCGGUUAUUUCGGGUGUAUCUUUCAAGUUCGAGAGCUUCUGCCAAAAGCCGAUAACAAGACAACACAGAUGGGCUACGAUUUGAUUUCUGGAGCUACUGGUGGAACCUUUGGUACCAUACUGAACACUCCUCUGGAUGUAGUAAAGUCCCGUAUUCAGAAUAGCCCCAGAGUUGCGGGGCAAAUCCCCAAGUAUAACUGGGCGUUCCCUGCCGUCGGGACCGUGUUCAAAGAGGAGGGAUUUGGCGCACUUUACAAAGGGUUCAUUCCCAAAGUGUUGAGAUUGGGUCCCGGUGGAGGAAUCUUGCUGGUCGUCUUCACCGGUGUUAUGGAUUUCUUCAGGAAAUACAGAGGAGAUGUUUAA